Messenger RNA from Epinephelus lanceolatus (giant grouper), 2523 nucleotides. RefSeq names its product amine oxidase [copper-containing] 3-like. The record is from RefSeq and is a predicted model, not a curated record. Gene Ontology annotation, cellular component: plasma membrane. NCBI's taxonomy places the organism in Eukaryota, Metazoa, Chordata, Actinopteri, Perciformes, Serranidae. Gene Ontology annotation, biological process: amine metabolic process. Gene Ontology annotation, molecular function: primary methylamine oxidase activity; copper ion binding; quinone binding.
AUGGUCUCUCAAACUAUUUGCAAUGUCCUCAAAUGCCUUCUGGUUGUUGUCGUUGUUGCCUCAUUGAUAGGUAACUGUGUCCUGAUAUGGCUCAACACCCAACGCACUCAAAAGUGCCCUGCUCAACAGGUGAACCCAGCCCAACCUGCAAUUCACGAUGAGCGCAGCAACGUCUUUGCUGACCUCUCAGUGGAAGAGUAUCUACAGGUGCGCGACUACAUGUCCAAGAUCCCAGGAAUGAACAUCUCAAUUGAACCAGCUUUACCUCCUUCAGUUGACUAUCUGUAUAUGAUUGAUCUCUCCCUGCCAAAAAAGCAGGAUGUUUUGCAUUAUCUGGAUGCCAAUGGGCCGAAACCAGCAAGAGAGGCAACAGCAGUGGUUUUUCAUGGCACUAUGAACAACGUCAAGGAAUAUGUGGUGGGCCCUCUUCCCAACCCAUCCUACCACCAUGAUGUCACCUUUGAGAGAUAUAAAAAAGAGAUCCCUUUGACUGCACGUCCGCUACAUUUUGGCGAACACAUUGGUAUAACAAUGUUUCUGCGAAUUGUACUUAAACCAUUAAGUAAGCUGCUGGAUGAAAGUUUUGGUAUAGAUGGAUCCACUUUCCAGUACAGCAUGCCUGAAGGAGUCAAGUCAGGGGACAGAGAGACCUGGCUUUCAUUCUCUCGAAAUGAGGAAGGCUUUUUUAUCCAUCAUGUGGGCUUUGAAAUACUCAUCAACCACCAAAGCACAAAUUUUUUGUCCUGGCACGUGAUUAAAGUGCUUUAUAAUGGUCAGUACUUUGACAGUAUAAUGGAACUGAAGCAUCAAUACGAGGCAGGAACUGUGAGUAAAGUCAUCUACAAACCUGUGCCGAAUUACGCCUCACUCAAACCCAAAAAGAAACCCACAGGUGUUGGACCCCAGCAGUUUUAUGUCCACGGCAAGAGAUUCAGUGUGAAAAACAAUCACAUCGUAUACCUUGACUGGAGCUUUGUCUUUGGUCUGAACCCACUUACAGGCAUGAGAGUUUUUGAUGUUCGUUUUAGAGGGGGAAGGAUUAUUUAUGAGCUAAGUGUUCAAGAGGCCAUGUCAGUCUAUGGAUCCGUCACCCCAAAUCUCAUGCUCACCAAGUUCCUUGAUGGCAGCAUGGGCAUUGGUCGGUGUGCUUAUGAGUUGGUCAGGGGGGUCGACUGCCCUUAUUCAGCCACCUACAUAGACACUUUCCAUUUCCUGGACACUGGUGUUCCACGCCAACUCAAAAACUCAAUUUGUGUCUUUGAGCAUGACAUGGGUCAACCUCUACGGAGGCACUUCUCAGAGAUUGUCUUCAACAGUUACGGAGGACUAGCAAACAGCGCUUUAGUGUUUAGGACAAUCACGGCAAUAGGAAAUUAUGACUACAUGUGGGAUUUCAUUUUCUACCAGAGUGGGUCAGUGGAGGCCAAAGUGCAUGCCACUGGCUACAUCGCCUCUUCCUUCACAUUGAAUAACAGUUUCCCAUUUGGUCACCAAGUGGCAGAAAAUGUCACUGGAAAUGUCCAUACCCAUUUCAUCAGCUUCAAGGUGGAUGUUGAUGUUUUAGGAGUGAAGAAUGUAUUCCAGACCAAAGACAUGGAGUUUGUGAAUGUUUCGCUGCCCUGGAUGCCUGAACGCCAUGCCAUGAUCCCUAAGGUGGUGGAGAAACAGCUUCAAACAGAGCAGCAAGCAGCUCUGUGUCAUGACACCAAGACACCUCGCUAUCUCCAUAUAGCCAGCAGCAAGACAAACCGCUGGGGUCACCAGCGCUCCUACAGGCUGCAGGUGUUCAGCUUCACUGGGGACCACCUCCCAGAGAGCCAGCCAGAGGAGAGGGCCAUGUCCUGGGCCAGGUAUAAGGUCGCCAUCACUAGGCAAAAGGACUUGGAGCGGUGUGUCGGCAGUCUGUACAAUCAGCAUGACAUGUGGAGUCCAGCUGUUGACUUUAGCAAGUACAUUGAAGACAAUGAAAGCAUUGAAAACCAGGACCUGGUUGCCUGGGUGACCACUGGCUUCCUCCACAUCCCCCACACUGAAGACAUUCCCAACACAGUAACCGUGGGCAAUGGGGGAGGGGUCCUGCUGCGGCCCCACAACUACUUUGAUGAGGACCCAUCCAUCCACUCUGCUGAUGCAGUGUACAUUGACCCAGGCAGUGAGGCCAGCUGUGACAACAAUAGGAUGGCCUGCCUUACUAAAGAGACCUGCAGCCCCGUUCUUGAACCCUUCACAUACAAUGGCUUUGAUAAAGGAUUCAUAACACAAAGCGUCCCAUCCUCCUGUGGUGAGGUUCCCUCUCACUCCUCCUCUGGCUCACAGGCUAACUGCCCUCUCUACCCUGAUGACUACAUCCCUCCCCCUCCCCUACCUGUGAUCUCCACAAUGUGCUUCACAGCUGACCAUGUAAGAAGACAGCUGACCAGACUCCACUCAAGCAAGGCUGCAGACCCUGAUGGUGUCAGCCCCAUGGUGCUCAAAGCCUGUGCCCCCAGCUAUGUGGAGUACUUCACCACAUCUUCAACAUGA